UAUUUAUAUAUUUGAUUAAAAUACAUAAAUACUUGAAUUAAAGAUAUUUAAACAAGUUGAAGAAUUUAGUUAAAUUAACAACUUUGUUCUCAGUGUAUCCUUCAAAAUCUCAUAUUGUACGGCAUUUAUCUUUUACGAAUGUUUAAAAAACGUUUCGCCAAUGAUAGUAUCGGUCAUCAGCGACCACUAGAGCGUCGCUGAAAAGUCAGACGGCAAUCGCGAAUGAUCACCGUGGCAGUGAACCAUGGCAUGUUAAAAUUAGUGUAACCUUGCCCCCAAAAGUGACACCUACAAAGGAAAACUCGGAUCGACAAUGCCGCCCUUCUCGAUCGGGUUUUUUUCCCCCCGACUGUGUACAACAUUGUCGCGCCUCGAAUGAAACUCUCGCAGCCGAUUUCCGAUUGACGAGCUCCCACGGAGCGUCGCUUACCUCGGAAACGUCGAUACAAGUGGAGUCGAGCUAUCGAGGCACAGCAAGAGGGUAUUAUGUCGAUGAGCCGCGCCGGCGGCCUUCUCAAACGGGGAAACGGUUAACGAAUGAUCGUUCCGAGGGUGGCUCCGCCCACGAUACGCGACGGUUGUCAGGCAAUCAUCCAGGGGCACGUUCCACCGAAUGUCUUCAGCAACGUGCCAGGUUCCUCUUCGCGUUUGCCGAGCUGGUCGAACUCAUCCCCCCAAGUCCCGCGACGUUCCUAGUGUAGCUGGCACCCUUUCGUUAGUCGGUACCCGCUCGCCCGUUUGUUCCUCGGCACCCCGACUUCAUUCAUUUAUUUGUGGUAUUUAUAUAAUUCCUCCAUCAUUCAGUGAAAGUUGAUACAUUAAGAAAGGAAGAGAAGUACCAGUUUUAUCUUUAAACUAGAAGCCUCAAAGCGAUCGGAUUUUUCAAGGUCUGCCUCUCUCUUUCUCUCUUUCUUUUUCUUUGAUAAAUUUCAAAUGGCAUACAAUCGUAAGUAUGCAGAUGUAUUUCCAUUUGAAAAAAAAAAGGUCAAGUUCUUUUCGUGCUGACAAGAUCAUCGAUAAAGCUCAGCAUCGUGUAGACUCGCGUUCGCUGUUUUGGCAAGAGCAGCAUCUUCAGCUAAUAUAAUAGCAAUAUAUUGUGAGAGAAGGGAAUCUAAAAUCGUUCGGUAAAAGAACGCCUGCGGAUCCCUCGACAUGCGGUCCACGUGAACGCGGGGAUGAAGAAUCCGAUUGUCAAGUACCUCCUCGGGGAGGAAGUGCCGACGAGGGAGGAAUACACGGAUUGGCACGAGAAUGCUAAGGGCGGCAGGUCGUCUUCGCCGCCGCCGCCUGCCGCCGGUGCCGGUGCUCGACGUCGACGCUGACGAUCGCGACGAGCGGGACGAGAACGAGACCGACGACGAGAGAUAACGAAAGAUGAUGAGGGCGGUGUCGAGCAGCAGGGUGAGAGAACUCCAGGCCGUGCUGUUCCCGGUUCAACCCAUCCCAGGUGGCAUACUCUCUGAUCUAACGCCGCAGGAUUUGCAAGUGUCCCAACUGGAACGUUACGAGAGCUCGGGUCUGAGACGAGACGCGGAAUCGGCGCUGUUCACGAUCUCCUUGGGCCUGUCCAGGCAUCGGUACUCGAAGGAGGCCCUUCGAGCGGUACUCGACGCGCGCUGCAUCGUCGACGGAAGCAUCCAGGAAGCGGCCAGGUGGCCGACCGAGUGCCAGGUGAUCCAAGAAAGAGUUCGCCAUGUAGAGUACAGCCCGGCCAUACCGGAAGCCUUCUACGUUACCACCGGAAAGGAGCCGAGGCCCAAGCCGAUCGGUGACGAGCUUGGAACGGUGAUAUUCCGUUACUGUCCGACCAACGUUACUAAUUACUUUAGCCGAUCUUGCGUGGGCGGUAGCACGGUGUACCCCACGGAUUUGCCUGAGGAGUCAACCGUCGACGGGAACGAUAUCUUCUUCGUCGCCGAAGCGUCCCGCCCGAAGAACGAGAGCACGGACCUACGGUUCGAGUCGCGUUUCGAGUGCGGUAAUCUCGGCAAAGUGGUGAAAAUAACCGACACGUAUUACCAGCUCUAUCUGAGAAGAGAUCUCUACACGCAGAGACACACGCAGUGGUACUACUUCAGAGUAUCCAACACGAGAAGUAGAAUCACGUACAGGUUUUCAAUCGUAAAUAUGUGCAAGGAAGAGAGUCUUUAUAACGAAGGCCUCAAGCCACUUCUUUAUUCCACCGAAGACGCUCGAACCCGAUCCGUAGGAUGGAGAAGAUGCGGCGACAAUAUCGCGUAUUAUCGAAACAAUGACUCAUCAAGCGACGAGGAGAAGGAGAAACACACGUUGACGUUCAACAUCUCGUUUCCUCACGAUCAUGACAUCGUUUACUUGGCACAUUGCUAUCCGUAUACCUAUACUGAUCUACAGGAGUAUCUCGGCAGGAUCGCGGCCGACCCCGCGAAAACGAGGUUCGCCAAGCUGCGCCUGCUGUGCCGCAGCCUGGCCGGAAACAGCGUGUAUUACCUGACGAUCACCGCGCCGACCAACGAUGAGGAGGUGCGCAGGAAGCGCGGCGUCGUCAUCACGGCCCGAGUGCAUCCUGGCGAGACGCCGUCGAGCUGGACGAUGAAGGGCAUUAUCGACUUCCUUACCGGCGACACGAACCGGGCUAGGGAACUCAGAGAGAGAUUCGUCUUCAAGUUAGUGCCAAUGCUGAACCCGGACGGGGUCAUAGUGGGCAACAAUCGGUGUUCCUUGUCCGGGAAGGACUUGAAUCGGCAGUACAGGACCGUGAUGCGGGAGAGUUACCCGUCCGUCUGGCAUACGAAGCUAAUGAUACGGAGGCUCCUCGAGGAAUGCGGGGUGGCGAUAUACUGUGAUCUCCACGCUCACUCGAGGAAGCACAACAUAUUCGCCUACGGUUGCGAGAGCAAGAGAACCGGAUGCAACGGAAGACUGUCCGAACAAGUAUUUCCGCUGAUGCUUCACAAAAAUGCAGCCGAUAAGUUUUCUUUCGAGAAUUGCAAAUUCCACGUGGAAAAGGGAAAAGAAGGCACGGGCAGAGUGGUUGUAUGGUCAAUGGGUGUGCAGAAUAGUUACACCAUGGAAGCUUCUAUGGGCGGCUCCAAAAUGGGCUCCAGAUGUGGAACGCAUUUUUCCACUCAGGACUACGAACAGAUCGGCAAGGCAUUCUGCGAGACUCUACUUGAUUUUUCUGAUCAAGAUCCCAUGAAGGAAAGACUCCGAAAUAAGAUUAUAGCUAGACUGACGAAGGAGGGUUCCAAUGCUGAGGAGCCUACCAAUAUCGACUUGACCGACUAUUCGAGCGACGAGGGGGGCGUCUCGCAGGGGAGCUUCUCGUCGGAAGAGGAAAGGAUCGAGUGCUACACGGAUGCUGCGUGGUCCAGCGAGGGCGGCGAGUUCCUGGCGAGUCGCCGCCGGUAUCUUUGCGUGCCACCGCCGUCGCCGACCUUCGUCCCGCCGAGAAGCGUCGGUCUUUACAGAAGGAGGGCGCGAAGGGACGUCGCGGGGAGAAUUUAUUUGGAGCGCAGGAGAAAUCUGACGCGACGAGCGGUGAUGGACUUGCCGACCACGGAUCCAGGUAGCGACCUGUGCGACCUGACCGAUUCGGCCGACGAGGGUUUCGUCAGAAGCGAGGGACGAGAAUACGACGCUGCAUGGGGAAGUACCGCGCAAGAGUACCGCGAGGAGAUAAUCGAGCUUUCCGAAAGGGAGACGGCGGAGAAAGGGGAGCAGCAGGAGAAGACGCUGAUCCUGCCGGAAAUCGUGAGACCUCGCAGCGUGUCCUUCGGCGAGCUAUUGCCGCGUAAGGAACACCGGAAGACUCGUCAACGAUGCCUUCGAACGCUGAGAAAUCAGUCGCCGGUGUCGACGAGCCGAGAGGUGAGGCUCAAGCUGACGUCAUUGAGAAGACAGAUCUGGACGGGCGUUUCGACCGCGGCCGCCGAGGGCAACGACGCGGAACGUCUCGCCGACGCGGCAUUCGCGAGGACGCCGUUGAGCUGGGGUAUCUCCAGACACGCUCUGGCGCACUAUCCCACGGACGGCGAGGUCACGCUGAAGCCGCGGUCGAAGAAGCCGGCGCAGUCGCCGGUCUACGACGCGGACAAGGACGACGCGAGGAAGACGCGGAAGAAGUCGCGGCGGAAUGCGGCGCAGGCGGCCGCGCGAACGGACGCGCAGAAGCCGUCCUCCAGGAGGAAGAACGCGAGGCUCGACUGGCAGCGGGUGGUGACACUGAAUUCCCGGGGCAAGGACGUGAGAAUCGCGCGGGCCUCCUCUCUCCUGGCGAUCGAGGCGGACUCGUUGAAGCUGCUGGCCGCGUCGUCGUCGUCGUCCUCGUCGUCGUCCAAGCAGCCGCAGCGAUCGCCACGGAAGCUCGAGCCGCGCCGGAAGUUCCGCGGCGUUGGGGUCGCGGUGGCGUCCACCUGCGGCGUCGGCGUCGCCGGGGCGAAGCGAACGUGCGCCGCGAAGCCGACGAGGUCGAGAGCGUGCCGUCGCGACGCCUUCUGCGAGAGCACGACGUCGGACGACGCCUCGUCGGACUCGGGCAAGCCGAAGGUCGUGAAGAAGAAGCAGAAGAAGAAGAAGCAGCAGCAGCAGCAACAGCCGAGGAAACCGAGCAGAGGAACGGAGCAGAGCAAGCGCGUCUGCAGCAGCGCGAAGACCUCGCGUAACAAUGUCUGAGAAUUUUUAUCUUUCGAGGCUACGGGAUAAACGUAUCAUUAUCCCUGGCGAGAUUUCUCGAGGUCUCGAAAGAAAUCUUUUAAAUGGAAAGAUUGAGAAAUAAUCAAGGACUGAACUCUAUAGUAGCAAAAAACAUUGGCGCAAUAUUGAGAAGUAAAGACAAUAUUGCCAAUAUUGGUCCAAUAUUGUGAAGUGUACGCUUUAUCUUAUUUAGCCGGUUUGUCUAAGCAGCAAUAUUGGUUCAAUAUUGGUUCAGCAUCGGGCCAAUAUUGAACCAAUCAAUUUUUUAUAUUGGACAUUAAUUGCAUUCUAAUUAAGAACUAAUAAUUUUAUGACCAAUUCAUUCCCAAUAUAACCAAUAUUUAGCCAAUAUUAGCCAAUAUAUUGCCAAUGUAUUUUGUUACUAGGGAAGUUAAGGAGCUAAUAAAUGAGCGAAUUAAGGGACGAAAAAAGAUGAAUUAGAUUUAUUCUUUCAAUUCGAUAAGAAUUUAAAAAAAAAACUCGAGAAUAGUUAACUCUCUUUAAUAUUUUAUUAAUGUUGCGACGAUUUUUACAUACAAGGACGGAACAAUUAUUUAGAUAACAUCUUGAUCUUUUUAAUCUCAUGUCCUCCGACGACACGUUCGGAUUAAAUCAUAGAGUCGACACAUUCUCGCUUCCUAACGUGGGAAAUAAAUUACUUGUUAUUUUCCUAUUUAACGGAUAACAAUUUUAAAGUUAUAUAACCGUGACCAAUUCAAACGUAUCUUGCAUAACAGAUAAUAUUUUCUGACUUUGAUCAUAGCUUUUUGUGAAAACCCUUUGUAGAAAUUUAUUACAUUUAUGUUUCUAAGAUUUUUAAUAUUAUCUUUAAUUCGCUACGCAAUCUUUAAUUAUGUUUCAUUCGAUUUAUCCUAUCUUUGACUAAUAUUUUUAAUGAUGAUUUAUGCCGAAGAAAGACAAAUAAAGUCCGAAAAGUCAAGUCCGAAAAGUACAUGUCAAUCAACUAUUCUCAAAUUUCUCCAAAUUUUCCCAAGAAAUUAAAAGAAUUAAUAUUAUCAUUCUUUUUCAUAAUUUUACUUGCUCGUUUGUUAACCACACAGGCAUUUUCUUAACUUAAUUGCGUUUACUGGAAAUCAAGGGUGUUUUAGAAACUAAAAUUUCACUGAUGGAUGAUAAAAUCUACGUCCUUGUUAAAUUGCAAGCCGAGUGGCAAGACUUUAUUCGAACAAUAUAUAUGUGCCAUUCAAAAAUUGUAGUAGCUACAAUCGAUAUAGAACAAUAAUAUUUCAACGUGAGGUUUUAUUUAGAAUCUAGAAAAUAGAUUAUAAAUCACCGACAUGUUGAUAAAAAUUCAUGAGAAGAGAGUCUCAGCAUGAAAAUUAUCAGCUUGCGGCAAUGAGAUAAAGAAUUUAUCAAGAUUUAUCUCCCUUUGAAAGUGUGAAGAAAAAAUAACUCGCAAUCUCCUUCGAAACGUCAUUUUUUUUAGAGAGAUAUCUAAUGAAUAACUAUGAAAA
Messenger RNA from Monomorium pharaonis (pharaoh ant), 6149 nucleotides. RefSeq names its product cytosolic carboxypeptidase 2. The coding region runs from base 1375 to 4653 and encodes 1092 amino acids. Gene Ontology annotation, molecular function: zinc ion binding; metallocarboxypeptidase activity. The record is from RefSeq and is a predicted model, not a curated record. The transcript has 15 exons. Gene Ontology annotation, biological process: proteolysis. NCBI's taxonomy places the organism in Eukaryota, Metazoa, Arthropoda, Insecta, Hymenoptera, Formicidae.